Messenger RNA from Erinaceus europaeus (western European hedgehog), 3288 nucleotides. It is a transcript of the gene RHPN2, whose product is annotated as rhophilin Rho GTPase binding protein 2. Lineage: Eukaryota; Metazoa; Chordata; Mammalia; Eulipotyphla; Erinaceidae. Gene Ontology annotation, molecular function: protein binding. The record is from RefSeq and is a predicted model, not a curated record. Gene Ontology annotation, biological process: signal transduction; negative regulation of stress fiber assembly. Bases 89 to 2149 code for a protein of 686 amino acids. The transcript has 15 exons.
GAGGCGGGGCGGGCCGGGGGCGGGCCUGGGUUCUCUUAGGGCUGCGGCCACCUGGCUUCUCAGUCCCGGCUCGGUGCGCGCUGCAAGCAUGACGGACGCACUGCUGCCCGCGGCCCCCGCGGCGCUGGAGCGGGAGGGAGACGGCUACUUUCGGAAGGGCUGCAAUCCCCUUGCACAAACUGGCCGAAGCAAACUGCAAAAUAAGAGAGCCGCUUUGAACCAGCAGAUCCUGAAAGCUGUGCGGAUGAGAACAGGAGCAGAAAACCUUCUAAAAGUAGUCACCAAUCAGAAGGUACGGGAACAGGUGCGUUUGGAACUCAGCUUUGUCAACUCAGACCUGCAGAUGCUCAAGGAACAGCUGGAGGGGCUCAACAUCUCAGUGGGAGUCUAUCAGAACAUGGAGGAGGCAUUUACGAUCCCCCUGAUCCCUCUUGGCCUGAAGGAGACCAAGGAUGUUGACUUUUCAGUCGUUCUCAAGGACUUUAUCCAGGAACAUUACAGUGAAGACGGUUACUUAUAUGAAGAUGAAAUAGCAGAUCUUAUGGACCUGAGACAAGCCUGCCGGACUCCCAGCCGCGAUGAGGCUGGUGUGGGUCUUCUGCUGAGCUACUUCAUCCAGCUGGGCUUUGUGGAAAGCCGAUUCUUCCCGCCCACCCGACAGAUGGGGAUCUUGUUUACAUGGUAUGACUCCCUCACUGGGGUGCCAGUCAGCCAACAGAACUUGCUGUUGGAGAAAGCCAGCAUCCUGUUUAACACUGGAGCCCUCUACACACAGAUUGGGACCCGGUGCAACCGGCAGACACAAGCAGGACUGGAGAGUGCGGUGGAUGCAUUUCAGAGAGCUGCAGGGGUCUUAAAUUACCUGCGAGAGACAUUCACUCACACUCCGAGUUACGACAUGAGUCCCGCCAUGCUCAGUGUGCUGGUCCGAAUGAUGCUUGCACAGGCCCAGGAGAACGUGUUCGAGAAAUUCUGCCUUCCUGGGAUCCGGAAUGAGUUCUUCAUGUUGGUCAAGGUGGCUCAGGAGGCUGCCAAGGUGGGAGAAGUCUAUAAGCAGCUGUCUGUGGCUAUGAGCCAGGCGCCAGUGAAGGAGAACAUCCCCUACUCCUGGGCCAGCCUGGCCUGCGUGAAGUUGCACCACUACGGAGCCCUGGCCCACUACUUCACGGCCAUUCUCCUCAUCGACCACCAGUUGAAGCCUGGUGCAGAUGAAGACCACCAGGAGAAAUGCCUGUCUCAGCUCUAUGACCACAUGCCCGAGGGACUGACGCCAUUGGCCACGCUGAAGAAUGACCACCAGCGAAAACAGUUGGGCAAGUCCCAUCUGCUGAGCGCCAUCUCCCACCACGAGGAGUGUGUGAGGGAGGCCAGCCUGUGCCGGAAGCUGCGGGACAUUGAAGUGCUGCAGGAGGUGCUCUCCGCAGCGCACCAGCGUUCCCGGCUCAAGUACGCUCAACACCAGGAGGAUGACGACCUGCUGACGUUGGCUUCCGCUCCCGCAAUUAUCCCUAAAACUGAACAAGAGGUUGAAAUUAUACCCCCACAGUUCUCCAAGGUGACAGUAACAGACUUCUUCCAGAAGCUGGGCCCGUUGCCUGUGUUUUCGGCUAAUAAGCAAUGGACACCUCCCCGGAGCAUUCACUUUACUGCAGAAGAGGGAGACUUGGGAUUCACCCUGAGAGGAAACUCCCCAGUGCAAGUCCAAUUCCUGGAUCCUUACUGCUCUGCUGCGGUGGCUGGAGCCCGGGAAGGGGAUUAUAUUAUUUCCAUCCAAGACGUGGACUGUAAGUGGCUGACUGUAAGUGAAGUGAUGAAGCUGCUCAAAAGCUUUGGUGAUGAGGACAUUGAGAUGAAAGUCAUUCGGCUCCUGGACUCCACCUCCUCCAUGCAUAACAAGUGUGCUACCUACUCUGUGGGGAUGCAGAAAACCUACUCAAUGAUCUGCUUAGCUAUUGAAGAUGGUGACAAAACCGACAAAACCAAGAAGAUCUCAAAGAAGCUUUCCUUUCUGAGUUGGGGCACCAACAAGAACAGACAGAAAUCCGCCAGCACCUUGUGUCUUCCGUCAGUGGGCGUCACCAGACCUCAGAUCAAGAAGAAGCUCCCUUCUCCUUUCAGCCUCCUCACCUCUGACAGUUCUCUGUACUAAGGCAAGGAAACAGAAAUGUUCCGAUCCUGGACAUUUAGGUCUUGAUUAGACUGUUGCAUCUGUGCCAGGGUUGGGAUAUUUCUCAACAUUCUAACAUACUCAAAUCUCAACUUCCUGGGCAAAAUCAUUAAUAUGCUAAGUCUGUAUGAAUGAAAGUUCCAGGAAACCUCUAGAAAUUGGGGGAAACAAACUCAUUCAAGGAAAGCCACCAUAGUGCUGCAAGUUAUUUAUUCCAUAAAGUAUUGUAAAAAGAAUAUGACUUUUUCCUCCCCAGGAAGCCACAUAGCUGUGGAUAUUGGAGGUGCAAAGGAAUGAACCAAGGACCUCUCACAUGUGAAGUCCUAUGUGUUACCACUCUGUUAUAUUCCCUAGGCUGAAAAAAAUAGCCAUUUUUUUCCAAAUACCUAAAAUGUCUUAGUUGUUGUGAAAGCUUCAUGGCAUUUAUCUGUAAUUACCCCAUUUGUUAUAAUUCCUACAUUUGGGCAACAGAACUUUCCCUAACUCAGAAUUAAAGACGACCCUAAAUUAAGGCACUUUGGGGGAUGAGGACAGACUUAGAAACUGUUCCUAAAAGCUGCUUCCCAGUACAAAAUACAUAGUACAAAAACUAUUUCCAGACAAAAUUCAGUGCCAAAUUUUUUGGUGACUUAUAAGAUUAAAAAAAAAUUAGAAGCAGCUUUUUUCAGUUUUGUCAUUUAAAGUUGCUAACACAGUGGCAGUGUUAGGUGAAGAUGCUAUCUACAAGGUAGAUGAUAUGCUGUUUGAUACUCAAAACAUACUCGUUUUGUUUAAAGUAGGAAGUCCAUGAUUGUAUAUUUUAAUAAGAGUCUUUAGGAGGGGCUAGAAACUAGUUCUUACAGCUGAUAAAGUAAAGAUGUGACUGAUUUGUGUUUGAAAGCUCCAUUCGACUUUUCAGAAUGACAUUCUUUCUGACUACUUUGCUUCUAAGUUGGAUGAUACUGUGAUUCUAGUAAGAUUCACUGUGGACAAACGUAGGACAGGCUAUGUAUCACUGAAAUCUUAAGUUCUGAGAAUUAAUAACUUGUUUUCUAUUGUGCAAUAUCAAAAGGGAAAGUAUAUUCACUAUUUUUAGAGUUAUCUUUUGUAUAAAUAUUUAAAUAAACACAUUUGCCAGACAA